UCACAUGUACUUUCUUUCACACAAUGCUUCAUUUGCACAAACAACAAACCUUCUGUUUUCUCCUUCUUCUGUUUGUGGCAGCGGUCAUAGUAUAUGGCAGAAAAACUGCUGAUGUUAGCUUCCAACAGAACUACAAGGUUGUAUGGGGAAACCGCCAUGUCUUCUUUCUACAACAUGGCAGAGAAGUUCAACUCUCAAUUGAUAAAACUUCAGGGGCUGGCUUCAGAUCAAAAUUGGACUAUGCUUCUGGGUUCUUUCAAAUGAGAAUAAAGAUACCCAACAAGGACUCUAGAGGAGUAGUCACAGCCUUUUAUCUGACUUCAAGGGUGUAUGAACACAUGGGAGAAAAACAUGAUGAAAUCGACUUUGAAUUCUUGGGAAACAAUGGAGAGCCUCAUAUGUUGCAAACCAAUAUUUUUGCAAAUGAUGAAGGUGGUAGAGAGCAAAGGCAUACUCUCUGGUUUGAUCCCACAAUCGAUUUUCAUUCAUACGGAGUUCUUUGGAACCAACAUCAAAUAGUGUUUUACGUGGAUGAAAUACCAAUUAGGGUUUUUAAGAACAACUCGAAGGUUGGAGUGAGUUUUCCAUGGCAAGAAAUGCACGUAACAGGUAGCAUAUGGAAUGGUGAACCUUGGGCAUCUAAUGGGAAGAGAAUUGACUGGAACCAAGCACCCUUCACUGCUCACUUUCAAGGUUUCAAUAUUCAUGCCUGCAAGACCCCAAACACCAACAAUUUUUUCUGCUAUUCUCCUUUUUUAUGGUGGAAUGAUCACAAACAUUGCCAAUUAAACCCUCUCCAACAAAAGGCAUACCGAUAUGUCACAAAGAAACAUCUCGUCUAUGACUACUGUUCUGAUAGAGGACAAUUGCAUAAAGAAUGUCAAAUUAAUUAGCUAAUUAAUUCA
Vigna umbellata (rice bean) is the source of this 905-nucleotide messenger RNA. Its product is annotated as xyloglucan endotransglucosylase/hydrolase protein 2-like. Gene Ontology annotation, cellular component: cell wall; apoplast. Gene Ontology annotation, molecular function: xyloglucan:xyloglucosyl transferase activity; hydrolase activity, hydrolyzing O-glycosyl compounds. The record is from RefSeq and is a predicted model, not a curated record. Gene Ontology annotation, biological process: cell wall biogenesis; xyloglucan metabolic process. NCBI's taxonomy places the organism in Eukaryota, Viridiplantae, Streptophyta, Magnoliopsida, Fabales, Fabaceae.